GUGUGUGUCAGUCUAAUAAGACGUGGAAAGAAGGAAAUCUCGUCCUUUGGUUGCAGAACUCUCCGAAAACCCGACUGCUGUUAAAUCCAGUGUUUUGGACCAUGGGUGGUAAUUAUGUGCUAGCAGUUAUGGUGGGCGUGGCCAUCCUUCUGGAGGCUGUCCAAUGUGACGUGAGCUGCAAAGGGGCGGAUGGCCAUCCAGGAGACAGCGGAACCUCGGGCAGAGAUGGAUUACGUGGAGCCAAAGGAGAGAAAGGAGAGCCAGCUACGAUGGCUGCUGGUCCAGUGGACCUGGACGUCCUACUGAGGCUGAAGGGGGAGACGGGGAGUCGAGGCGUGCAAGGACCCAUAGGCCCAAAAGGUUUCCGUGGUGAUUUGGGGGCAGCGGGUAGCCCGGGCCUCCCAGGUCCCCCCGGCCCAGACGGGAAGGGUAUCGGCCAAGGACAACACGCCUCUCACCAGGACGCCCAUUCGGCCUUCUCAGUGAUCAGGACCGAGCGCCGCUACCCUCCCUACAGCCAGAUAGUAACCUACCAGGAAACUGUGGUCAACAUAAAUAAUGAUGUUAGCACCGCCACAGGCAUUUUCACCUGCAGAAUAUCUGGCACCUAUUACUUCAACUUCCAGUCUAUGGCCAAGGUCAGCAUGUGCUUGUACAUAGCCUACGAUGACUCGACUGAUCCUCCUCAACAGAAAAAGCUGGGAUUCUGCGAUUACAACAGCAAAUCAAGCCAGAACAUCGGUCAGGUGCUGACGGGUGGUGUGGUUUUAAACCUCGCACCGGGACAGAGGGUCUGGCUGGAGUCCUUCAGGGACCAGCAGGGAGACAACGAUCUACGGGACGGCAACGAGAAAAAGAUCAUCUUCAACGGCUUCCUGCUCUUCCCAAAUCCAGUGUGAAGUCGCAUAUUCGCUGAAGGCUGGAGUCGGCGCUCAAACGUCAGACUGCACCACUUCAUCAGUUUAAUGUCUAAAAUCCUCUGAUUGAUAUUUUAAAAGCAGCAGCGCAGCACUGACACGUUUUCCUCCUGUAUGUCGCUCAUUUCCCUGAUCUCUUUGUUCCAUUCUGACUGUAUCCUCACACUGAUUGUUGGUGCUGAUAAAACAAAAAUAAAGUUUAUUAUUUAGUGCGAA
Archocentrus centrarchus (flier cichlid) is the source of this 1133-nucleotide messenger RNA. It is a transcript of the gene c1qa, whose product is annotated as complement component 1, q subcomponent, A chain. NCBI's taxonomy places the organism in Eukaryota, Metazoa, Chordata, Actinopteri, Cichliformes, Cichlidae. The record is from RefSeq and is a predicted model, not a curated record. Gene Ontology annotation, molecular function: protein binding. The transcript has 7 exons. The coding region runs from base 102 to 899 and encodes 265 amino acids.